AUGACUCUGACAGGUCUGGAAGUGCCUUACAAAGCCAGGUCAGGACUAGCGAUCACGUUUGAUCUGAGCCACCUAGUUCAGAAAGAAGCACCUGCCAGAACCAGUCAAGCUAAGGAAUACUGUGAACUGCUUGAGCUUCCUGACAAUGAAGAAAACCAAAGGGACUGUUCCAAGAGUGAAGCUCUUUUUUCCUAUGAUCAUGAACUGAAAGGCUGCAGAACUUCCCUCCUACCUCCCAUUCACGUGAUCUCUCCAGGAAACCCCAAAGCAGCAGCACAGUUUGCCAAACUAGGUAACUGUGAGAAUGAGAACGACAUAUUUGCAAAAGAACACGAUGCACACAGUAUGAUGGAAGAAGCAAGAGUAAGAUGUAAAGCAACAUUUUGCUGUACAGACACAGUGUUUUAUGAGAACUCAUGGAUGCCCCCGGAGUCUUGUUUUGCUGAGCUUGUCUGUGAGCACGCCAGCACCCCAUCAAACAGUCGAGAAAUGUAUUCCAGCACUCAUGAUGACACCAAAUCUGGUUGGGAGGCGGGUGAGGGGGGGGCGUUUGUGUGCGGGUUUUUUUGUGUGUGGGAAAGCCGAGUUCACCCGGCAGCAGACACGCUGAAAAAGACAUCAAAGAGGCACAAAGAAAACAAACCGGGGAUCGCCGAGCGACGGCAGACAGUCCCCUUCUGCCGGCUCUGCCCUGCUCUGCCCUGCCUGGGAAGGUCGGCUCAGACAGCCUCCGCCGUGGGCCUCUCCGCUGGCGUGGCCAAUGUUGCGGGCGGACAGACCGUCCCUCCUCUUCUGCGCCGUCCCCCGCGGCCUCUCCGCCGCUUCAGGCGUCUUCGUUGUCCCCCUCGGGCCCGCCUGAAAGCGGCAUCGUUUAGUUAUGGUGGGUGGGGAGCGGGAGGGGGAGUGGUUCAGAGGCGAGACUGGCCCUGGGGGCGCGGGCAGGUGCGCCUUGGGCAGCUUGUGAGGGCGGCUGGCCGGGCUGCUGUGGCUAAUGGAGAUGGGUAUUCUCUGUUUUAUAACCACUUGAAGAACAUUGAGGAAAAUGAAGGAGGCCUUGAUAAAUUUUCAAAAAGUUACAAAACCUUUGGAGUUAACCAAUUGUUGGAUGGUGGAAUAUAUUGCAGAGAGUGGGCACCGGGAGCAGAAGCAGUGUUUCUCACAGGUGACUUCAAUGACUGGAAUCCAUUUUCUCAUCCAUAUAAGAAGUUGGAGUAUGGGAAGUGGGAGUUGUUCAUUCCACCAGGACAAGAUGGUUGUCCUCCUGUGCCCCAUGGAUCAAAGCUAAAGGUGGUGAUAAGUGCUCAAAAUGGCGAUCUCCUCUACCGUAUUUCACCUUGGGCCAGAUACGUAGUCCGUGAUGAAGACAAAGUGAAUUAUGAUUGGGUACACUGGAGUCCGCCACAGUCAUAUAUACAUAAGCAUCCUUCCCCCAAGAGAUUAAAAAGCCUAAGAAUCUAUGAAUCUCACGUGGGGAUUGCUUCCCCAGAAGGAAAAGUAGCUUCUUAUAAAAACUUCACAUACAAUGUACUACCUAGAAUAAAGGAUCUUGGAUAUAACUGUGUCCAGCUGAUGGCUAUUAUGGAACAUGCAUACUAUGCCAGUUUUGGUUAUCAGGUCACAAGUUUCUUUGCAGCAUCAAGCCGCUAUGGAACUCCAGAUGACCUGAAAGAAAUGAUUGACGUUGCUCACUCAAUGGGGAUCACUGUUCUGCUGGAUGUUGUGCACAGCCAUGCAUCAAAAAACUGUGAAGAUGGUCUCAACAACUUUGACGGUACAGAUUCUUGUUUCUUCCAUUCUGGUCCUAAGGGAACUCAUCAGCUUUGGGACAGCAGGCUCUUUGACUAUGCAAACUGGGAAGUUUUGAGAUUCCUUUUGUCUAAUUUGAGAAUGUGGAUUGAAGACUAUGGUUUUGAUGGCUUCCGAUUUGAUGGUGUUACAUCUAUGCUGUAUCACCAUCAUGGGAUUGGCACAGGAUUCAGUGGAGGUUACCAUGAAUAUUUUGGCCUACAUGUGGAUGAGGAUGCUUUGUGUUACUUAAUGCUGGCCAACCACAUGAUUAAUUCCUUGCAUCCUGAAUGCAUAACCAUAGCAGAAGAUGUUUCUGGAAUGCCAGCUCUUUGUCGUCCUGUUGAAGAGGGAGGAGGAGGUUUUGAUUAUCGACUAGCAAUGGCUAUUCCAGAUAAGUGGAUACAGAUAAUUAAGGAGCUGAAAGAUGAAGACUGGAAUAUGGGCAAUAUUGUCCAUACAUUAACAAAUAGACGGUAUGAAGAAAAAUACAUUGCAUAUGCAGAGAGUCAUGACCAGGCGCUUGUUGGUGAUAAGACAUUGGCAUUUCGACUGAUGGAUGCAGAGAUGUAUACAAACAUGAGUGUGCUCUCGCCUCUUACUCCAGUUAUUGAUCGUGGAAUACAGCUUCAUAAAAUGAUUCGUCUCAUUACUCAUGCACUUGGAGGAGAGAGUUAUCUAAAUUUCAUGGGUAAUGAAUUUGGACAUCCAGAAUGGCUUGACUUCCCCAGAAUAGGGAAUAAUGAGAGCUACCACUAUGCCAGAAGACAGUUUAAUCUUACUGAAGAUCAUCUUCUUCGCUAUAGAUUCCUAAAUUCAUUUGAUAGAGAUAUGAAUAAAUUGGAAGAAAGAUUUGGCUGGCUUGCAUCUCCCCCGGCCUAUGUGAGUGAAAAGCAUGAAUCAAAUAAGGUCAUAGCAUUUGAGAGAGCAGGUCUUGUUUUUAUUUUCAAUUUCCAUCCGUAUCAAAGUUACGUGGACUACAGAGUGGGUAUUGAAACUCCAGGAAAAUAUCCUUUUCUUUACUUAAAUUUUAAGUAUAAAAUCCUUCUUGAGUCUGAUGCUGCAGAAUAUGGAGGUCAUCAAAGGCUGGACCACAAUACGGAGUACUUCUCUGAAGAAUAUCCCCACAAUUAUCGACCUUAUUCACUUAUGCAACUCAAUUCACAGACCACCUUCAGACAACACCCCAGAAGAUGCCACAAGCGCCACAUAGGAGUGUACAUUCCAAGCAGAGUGGCUCUUGUACUUCAGAAUGUGGAUAUCCCAAAAUGA
Chaetura pelagica (chimney swift) is the source of this 3057-nucleotide messenger RNA. RefSeq names its product glucan (1,4-alpha-), branching enzyme 1 (gene GBE1). The coding region runs from base 1 to 3057 and encodes 1018 amino acids. The transcript has 21 exons. Gene Ontology annotation, cellular component: cytoplasm. Lineage: Eukaryota; Metazoa; Chordata; Aves; Apodiformes; Apodidae. Gene Ontology annotation, molecular function: hydrolase activity, hydrolyzing O-glycosyl compounds; cation binding; 1,4-alpha-glucan branching enzyme activity. The record is from RefSeq and is a predicted model, not a curated record. Gene Ontology annotation, biological process: glycogen biosynthetic process.